AUGCAGGUCAGAAUAGCUAUCCGGGAGCAGCUCGCCGCGUUGGUGCUCCUCGCCGUCCUCAUCGCCCUCGCUGUCGUUUCGAUACCCACAUGGAUCUACGUUAACAAAUUUGUUGUGGGCGUAGAGUCUGACGGGCUCUCCCUCACAGCCUCCCUCAAAGCUGCUCGGUUAUCCUCCGAGAUAGAAUUACUCCAGUCGACAAGUCAGACCAUAUCGACGCGAAUCCUCAUCCAGCGCGCAUUCGAAAACUUCUACAAUGGCAAUACUAGUGCUAGUAAUUGGGUGAAUGCCCAAAACGAUCUGGAAAGUGCAUUGGGAACCGGCGCGGUCGGCAGUACGCUGUUGCAGGCCAGGCUGUACUCUAGGAACACUACUGGCUCGGCACACGGCCUUCUCAAUGUGACAGGAGAGGGAUUCGAACCAAUUGUCCUGCCCUAUACCUUGCCGGAUGGUACUCACCCCAUUUUAGAGGACUCGGCGACAGGCUAUCCCCCGAUGCUCUAUCCCAAUAUUACCUACAACGACACCGGCCAGCCCAACUCGGCUAUGCCUUCCACGCAUGCAUUCACAGUCAACGCUUUUCCAGAUGUCCGUCUUAGUAACAAUGGCGGUCUAUUGCUAGGGCCCUUGGUUAUAAACGAAACAUACGCCCUUGUGUCCCUCACUGUGCCUGUUAGGAAGAUCGGCAACACAAGAUAUAUUCUGGGCUAUGUCACGAUUGUUGCGUCUGCUGCUACGCUUGUCGACAUCCAGAGCUCCCGGGAGGGGCUUGGUGAUACCGGCAUGGUACUUCUUAUUGGGCCGAAAUCACAGUCAAAUAGGUUUCCGGCAGACAAUCCGGCGAGCAACUCGACGUACACUCCUGUCAACAAGACGGCUUUCGGCGAAACACUGAUGCAGUUCAUGCUGCCUCCAGUACAAGCUCCCAAGGGAAAGGACCGGCACACGGAGCGUAGCUACGAGUCGGGGCUAUACGAUGAUCCUUUCCCGCUUGCUGAUUACCCAGCCGCGUUCAAGGAUUUUGCGCAUCGCAUCAAUACUAUAAAUAAUGCAAGUAGUAUUCUGUCGACUAAGAACGAACAGGGAGACUCGGUUGCUGUUGGCUUUGCACGGCCGCAGACAGCUCUGGUGAACUGGACGAUCAUUGUCGAACAAGAGAGAGCUGAAGCGUAUCGACCGAUCAAUACUCUUCGAAAGAUCCUCCUGGGCUGUGUUUUCGGCACCGCGGGCGUCAUAUUAUUGUUCAUCAUCCCUUGCGCCCAUUUGAGUGUUCAACCCAUCCGGAGGCUCAAGGACGCGACGAAGAAGUCUAUUACACCCCCAGGCUAUCACGAUGACUUGGAGGAGUUCGAAAUCGAGGAUGAUGAAAUGGGGCCUUCUUCUGGGAGUGGAUCGCGAAGAUCCAAAGCCAGCACUUGGAUCGCAAAGAUCCGGCGAGAAAUUCGAAGGAGACGAAGGCGUAAGCAGGCCUCUGUCUCCUCCCGCGAGGCCCAGCGUCGUAUCUUCAAAAUUCCCGGAAAGGUGGAAGACAGGAAGCAUUUUGUCACUGACGAGCUGACGGAGCUCACAACAACAUUCAACGAGAUGACUGAAGAACUGGUCAAGCAGUAUACGUCAUUAGACGCGAAGGUGGCCGAACGCACUCGAGAGCUGGAAAUCAGCAAGAAAGCGGCUGAGGCGGCCAACGAGAGCAAGACCUUGUUCAUUGCUAAUAUUUCACACGAACUUAAGACGCCCUUGAAUGGAAUUAUGGGCAUGUGUGCCGUAUGUAUGGAAGAAGAUGACCUCGUCAGGAUAAAACAGUCUCUCAAGACUCUCUACAAGUCUGGCGAUCUAUUACUUCACCUACUCGAGGAUCUUCUCAGUUUCUCCAAAAACCAGAUUGGCCAACAAGUCAAUCUGGAAGAGAAAGAGUUCAGACUGGGCGACAUUCGGUCACAAAUGUUGUCUAUCUUCGAUAAACAAGUACGAGAGGGUCGGAUAACAUUCACCGUCGAAUUUCUUGGUCCUGAAAGUAUGGAGGCAAGCCCGAGCCCAGAGAGAGUCAGCAUUGAGAAGAAACUCCCGGCCCUUGGGCCGCCCGGUAUGGGCAGACUCAAGGACAUGUGCCUGUGGGGCGACCAACACCGAAUCCUCCAAGUCAUCAUCAAUCUGGUCAGCAACAGCUUGAAGUUCACACCGAAGGGUGGCACCGUCACAGUUCAAAUCAAAUGUAUCAACCCUGCAGACCCCAAGGCGACGCCACACGUCCAUAUACGAGAGCGAUCUCCAACCCCUCCUCCGCCAAACGCGAAAACAUUCAUGUUCGAAUUUGUCGUCGAGGAUACUGGGCCUGGUAUUCCUGAACAUAUGCAACAGCGUGUGUUUGAACCGUUUGUCCAGGGCGAUCUAGGCCUGAGUAAGAAGUUUGGUGGUACUGGACUGGGUCUUAGUAUCUGCUCCCAGCUCGCCACCCUUAUGGGCGGUAGCAUAUCCUUGAAGAGCAAAGUUGGCGUGGGGACUACCUUCACUAUGCAAAUACCGCUCAAAUAUGUGAAGGACAGAACUUCAAGCACGGCAUCCAGCAGUCUGCAAGGCUCUAGGCCGCCUAGCGUGGGAUCAGCAGAUGAUGUGCCCCGAAGCACCCUCAGUAAGCCUGUCGUAACGGAUGCCAAGUCAACCAGCACCACAGCAGUGCUUGACAAGCAGCCUCGCCUUGUGGGAUUGAGUCAACCUUUCUUCGCCACAACGCCGAACCCGGCAACCACCAGUAAAGAAGACCAGAUGGCGGCUAUUAGCCGUGCCAUGGCCAAUAAGGGUGGCCAGGGCAAGCUCCGAGUCUUGGUGGCCGACGACAAUUCAACAAACAUCGAGGUCGUCAGUAGGAUGUUGAAGCUUGAGGAUGUGUACGAUGUCACGAUCGCAAAGGACGGUCAGGAGGCAUUUGACCUAGUUAAGGCGAACAUGGAGGUCAACAAACGCUUCGAUGUCAUCUUCAUGGACAUUCAGAUGCCAAAUCUGGACGGCUUGCAAAGCACAAGACUGAUCCGAAAAAUGGGCUACAAUGCACCCAUCGUGGCUCUGACAGCAUUCUCUGAAGAGAGCAAUGUCAAGGAGUGCAUGGAGUCUGGAAUGGAUGAAUUCCUCAGCAAGCCUAUUCGGCGACCUGCUCUAAAACAGGUUCUGCAGAAGUUCGCCACGAUUCCAGAAGAGCCGGAGAAGGAGUCUUUGACCCGCAAGACAACUCCGGAAAAAACACCUACAGACACCGCGGAGAACCUUCCUGGCACUCCUAGUGAUGGAGUCAGUCCACUCACCGUUCCACCGCACCCGAACGGAGUUCCUCCACCGGCGGCCAAGUCAUGA
Phaeoacremonium minimum UCRPA7 is the source of this 3345-nucleotide messenger RNA. Its product is annotated as putative osmolarity two-component system protein sln1 protein. NCBI's taxonomy places the organism in Eukaryota, Fungi, Ascomycota, Sordariomycetes, Togniniales, Togniniaceae. Gene Ontology annotation, molecular function: phosphorelay sensor kinase activity. Gene Ontology annotation, biological process: phosphorylation; phosphorelay signal transduction system. The transcript is spliced from 4 exons. Bases 1 to 3345 code for a protein of 1114 amino acids. The record is from RefSeq and is a predicted model, not a curated record.